Daldinia childiae is the source of this 2208-nucleotide messenger RNA. RefSeq names its product Double-strand break repair protein mus-23. NCBI's taxonomy places the organism in Eukaryota, Fungi, Ascomycota, Sordariomycetes, Xylariales, Hypoxylaceae. The record is from RefSeq and is a predicted model, not a curated record. The coding region runs from base 1 to 2208 and encodes 735 amino acids. The transcript has 4 exons. Gene Ontology annotation, cellular component: nucleus; Mre11 complex. Gene Ontology annotation, molecular function: 3'-5'-DNA exonuclease activity; DNA endonuclease activity; manganese ion binding. Gene Ontology annotation, biological process: double-strand break repair via nonhomologous end joining; telomere maintenance; double-strand break repair via homologous recombination.
AUGGCACAAUCACAAUUAACCGAUGCGGAUACCAUCCGUAUCCUCGUCGCCACUGAUAAUCAUGUUGGUUACGAGGAACGAGAUCCGAUCCGUGGCGAUGAUAGCUGGAAGUCAUUCGAUGAAAUUAUGAAUUUAGCCCGGAAAGAAGAUGUUGAUAUGGUUCUACUAGCUGGAGACUUAUUCCACGAUAACAAGCCGUCCAGGAAAGCCAUGUUCCAGGUUAUGCGAUCAUUGAGGAAAAACUGUCUUGGCCUGAAGCCAUGUGAAGUACAGUUCCUGAGCGAUGCGAACGAAGUCUUUCAGGGUGCCUUUGGACAUGUCAACUAUGAAGAUCCCGAUAUCAAUAUCUCCAUCCCUGUCUUCUCCAUCCAUGGCAACCAUGACGAUCCUAGCGGCGAAGGUAACUUUUGUUCUUUGGAUCUACUUCAAGUCGCCGGACUUGUGAACUAUUUCGGACGUGUGCCCCGAGCAGACGAUAUCGAAGCUAAGCCAGUUCUACUUCAGAAAGGCAUGACUAAAUUAGCACUCUACGGAUUAAGCAACGUGCGAGAUGAGCGUAUGUUUCGGACAUUCCGUGAUCAUAAUGUCAAGUGGUUUAGACCGAACCAACAAUCAAGCGAUUGGUUCAACCUCCUUGCCGUUCACCAGAAUCAUCAUGCUCAUACUGCUACCGGCUAUCUGCCCGAGAAUAUGUUACCUGAGUGGCUAGAUUUGGUCGUCUGGGGUCACGAACACGAGUGUCUGAUUGAUCCUUCGCAUAAUCCAGAGACUGGCUUCCAUGUUAUGCAACCAGGCUCCUCGGUUGCCACAUCUUUAGUCCCAGGCGAAGCCGUAGCCAAACACGUCGCCGUGGUAAGCGUCACGGGGAGAGAUUUCAAAGUAGAGAAGCAUCGGUUGAAAUCAGUCCGCCCUUUCAUGACCGCCGAGAUUAUCCUAGCAAACGAUAAGAGGUUCAAAGGUCUAGAUAAGAAGAAAGAAAACCGCCAGGAGCUCACGCGAAAAUUAAUGGACGUAGUCGAGGAAAUGAUCGAAGAAGCUAAUGCCGAGUGGGAAUCUAUUCAGGAGGGUGAUUCUCUAGACGGUGAACGACCUCUACCCUUAAUUCGUCUAAAGGUUGAGUACACUGCUCCAGAAGGAGGCCAUUACGAUAUCGAGAAUCCGCAGCGAUUCUCCAAUCGGUUCCAAGGAAAGGUUGCAAAUACCAACGAUGUUGUAUACUUCUAUCGGAAAAAGACGGCGCAGAGGAGAACUGCAAAAGACACAGAAUUAUCAGAAGAGCUAUUAGCAGCCUUAGACGAUAUAGACGACAUUAAAGUCGGCAAGCUGGUUGAAGAAUUUUUGUCUGCCCAAGCACAAUCCCUGAAAAUUCUUCCACAAGCACCAUUCGGUGAUGCAGUUAACCAGUUCGUUGACAAAGACGACAAGCAUGCUAUGGAAUCGUUUGUGAGCGAGUCUCUCUCGGAGCAAGUGAGACAGAUGCUACUAUUAGAUGGCAACGAAGCCGACCCUGAAAACAUGUAUACAGCAAUGGGACAUAUUAAACAGAUCCUCGAGAAGCAGUAUACUGCAGGCAACCUAAAACAGGCAAAACGACUUAAAUAUAAACCAAAGCCGGACCUUUGGGACUCCGAUCUCGAUGGUCAUUGGGAAGAUCAACCCCAGGCAAUCGAUCACGAGACAACUACUACCAAGACAACGCCCCAAAUAAGCCAGCCCAAAGGCCGCGGGAGAAAAGCAGCACAAGUUAUAGAAGAUGAGGAGGACGAUAUGGAGGACGUCGAGCCGCAACCGCCUGCGCCAAAGACAAGGGCAAGAGGUAGGCCAGCAGCAGCAGCAGCAGCUAAACCUAAGGCAACCCUAGCGAAGAAAGCGCCUGCCAAAGGCCGAGGUCGUAAAGCUCAGGUAUUCGAACAGUCAGAAGAAGAGGAAGAAGACGUUGUAAUGGAUGACGACGAUUUCGAUCCCCCGCCGCCACCACCAAAACGCACUACGACGAGAACUACAACGACGAGGGCGGCAUCUACUAGGUCAUCGCAGACAGCGAAGGCUGCGUCUACUGCUGCUGCGUCCAAGGCGGCCCCGAAGCCACGCCAGACGAAAUUGAACUUUUCGCAAAAGGCGUCGCAGCAGGAGCCGUUGGAGAUUAGUGAUGAUGAGAUUUCAGAUGAUUUUGAGUCGGUGCCGGAAACUAGGACUCGGAGGCGUUGA